Messenger RNA from Carassius carassius (crucian carp), 614 nucleotides. RefSeq names its product ladderlectin-like. Bases 49 to 504 code for a protein of 151 amino acids. Lineage: Eukaryota; Metazoa; Chordata; Actinopteri; Cypriniformes; Cyprinidae. The record is from RefSeq and is a predicted model, not a curated record. The transcript is spliced from 6 exons. Gene Ontology annotation, molecular function: signaling receptor activity.
UCUUCCUCUGAGAUUCUGAAGGCAACAUUUGGAAAACCAAGGUUCAUCAUGGCAAUCCUGAGAAGUCUGCUGCUUCUUUUCAUUGUGUUCUCUAUGGGGAAUGCAGAUGCUGAAAGAUGCCCCAAUGGAUGGACAAAUUUUGGAGUCCGAUGCUUCAGGUUCUUCUCUCAGUCGGUUAACUGGGUCACAGCAGAGAGAAACUGUCAAAGUCUGGAUGCAAAUCUCGCAUCUGUGCACAGUAAAGCAGAAAAUGAGUUUGUGCAGAGUCUGUUGCCUACUUCUUCCACGCGUUGUUGGGUUGGUAUUCAUGAUGGAGAACAAGAAGGACAGUGGGUGUGGAGUGAUGGAACUCCAUAUGACUAUGCCUACUGGUGUGCUGGAGAACCUAACAAUUCGGGUGUUGAAAACUGUGGGGAGGUCAACAUCAACCAGAUUUCUAAUCGUUGUUGGAACGAUCUACCCUGUUUGAAUCAAAUAGGCUAUGUUUGUGCUAAAAUCCUGUGAGAUCACAUGCAGUCAUCUUUCUCCAAUAUUCUGAUUUCAUCUUUAAAAACAUGUUAUUCUUAAAUUAAGCCUUUUAGAGAUAUGCUCUCAACUUUAAUCUCUCCUCAAUA